AUGUCCCCCACCCCCCUCAACACCCUCGCCCAGACCCUAAAAUCCCUCCACGCCCCCGGCCACCCCCUCGUCCUCACAAACACCUACGACGCCCUCACCGCCCGCAUCAUCGCCUCCAGCCCCAUCGCCCCGGCCCUCGCCACAGCCAGCUACGCCAUCGCCGCCUCCGCCGGUCUCUCAGACGACGCCCUCGACCUCUCCACCAACCUCGCCGGCAUCCGCGCCAUCGCCGCCGUCGCCAAAGAGUCCAAGAAACCACUCACUGCAGAUUUCCAGGACGGCUAUGGAGAGAGGCUCGAAGAGGGCGUGAGGGAGUUGAUCGGGGCGGGGGUCGUGGGGAUGAAUUUGGAAGACUAUGGUCGCGAAAAGGCGGCGCUUUACGACAUUGAUACCGCUUGUGAGCGUAUCAGAUCGGUUUUGAGGACGGCGAGUGACCUUGGUGUGCCUGAUUUUGUCGUUAACGGGCGCACGGACGCGCUACUCCAUGGGGGCAGUAUUGCGGAUGCCGUUGAGCGGGGGAAUGCGUAUCUAGCGGCUGGGGCGACGACUGUGUUUGUAUGGGGCGGGCGGGAGCGGGGAGGGAUCAGUAGAGAGGAGGUGAAACAGCUAGUGGAAGCAUUCGGGGGCAUGUUGAACGUGAGUCUGAGGCUGGACGAGGCGGAUGAGAAAGGGGGGAGGAAUCUGACGAGGCAGGAGUUGGCGGAGAUGGGGGUUGCGAGGAUUUCGGUUGGGCCUGGUUUGCAGGCCAAGGCUAUGGCGGCAUUUAGGAGGGAGGCGGAGAAAGUUUUGGAGGGGUAG
This is a messenger RNA of Mytilinidion resinicola, 798 nucleotides long. Its product is annotated as Phosphoenolpyruvate/pyruvate domain-containing protein. Gene Ontology annotation, molecular function: catalytic activity. The transcript has a single exon. Bases 1 to 798 code for a protein of 265 amino acids. The record is from RefSeq and is a predicted model, not a curated record. NCBI's taxonomy places the organism in Eukaryota, Fungi, Ascomycota, Dothideomycetes, Mytilinidiales, Mytilinidiaceae.